Molecule: messenger RNA, 912 nt
Organism: Physcomitrium patens
Lineage: Eukaryota; Viridiplantae; Streptophyta; Bryopsida; Funariales; Funariaceae
Product: large ribosomal subunit protein eL32z
Biological process (GO): translation
Cellular component (GO): cytosolic large ribosomal subunit; ribosome
Molecular function (GO): structural constituent of ribosome
Source: RefSeq, a predicted model, not a curated record
CAGGAAGGUCCUCUCCAGCCGGCUCUUUCUUUGGGUACCUCUCGCAGCGCGGUCGAUCUUCUUCUCCUUCGAGCUUCACCAAUCUGCCAAGAUGGUGACGCCUCUCAUCAAGCGCGAUGUCGUCAAGAAGCGGGUCAAGAAGUUCAAGCGCAUGCAGUCUGACCGCAAGAUUUGCGUGAAGACGAAUUGGAGGAGGCCAAAGGGUAUCGAUUCUAGAGUUCGUCGUAAGUUCAAAGGCACUACUUUGAUGCCCAACAUUGGUUACGGCUCAAACAAGAAGACGAGACAUGUGCUCCCAAGUGGAUUUGUGAAGUUUUUGGUUCACAAUGUGAAGGACGUGGAGCUUCUGUUGAUGCACAACAGAAAAUACAGCGCUGAAAUCGCACAUAAUGUAUCCACCCUGAAGAGGAAGGCUAUCGUGGAGCGUGCAGCCCAGUUGAACAUUGCAUUGACCAACGGAAGCGCCCGCCUUCGCAGCCAAGAAGACGAAUAAAUCAUAGGACUUAGUGCAGUUCUCUGACGUCUUCCGUAAUGCGAAAUCUAUCUAUUCUAAGAUGCAUCAUAAAGAUCUGGAGAUUGCGUCUUUCUUCCUUCAAUAUGACGUCAGAUAUACUUUUUGGGCCGCGAGAUAUCUGUUCAAGUAAUUUUAUGAAAUGUUAGUUAUUGCUACGAGGGUUGUAGUUGUCAAUUGUCACGAGUGCAGGAACCCGGAGAUUGUAACAAUGUCUUUAACAGCUUUGAGAGGAAUGCCUGGUCCAUCGGGAAUGCUAAUCACUUACCAAUAUGUGUGUAUUCGUCCAAUUCAGCCUUUCAUGUCAGCACAUCAUCCAGCAGGUGUCCACAUCCAUACGCUCAAAGCGGGACACAUGUGUGUAAUGAAUGAACAUUAGUGUGAAUGGGGCUUCGAUUGAA